AAUCAAGAAGGCUGGGUUGAGGAUGAUGAAGUUGAUCACAGGUCUUGUAUUUUUGUUCCUAAUUAUGCUAAACGUUAUCGAAGGAAAAAACCUGGAACACAAUCAGAAACAAGUGAAGAUCAGAAAGGAAAAACUUCAAGAUUAYGAUCGUAUCAUUGGUCCAGUGGAAUAUCGUUCCAAGCUCGUUCUUUUGGUUAAAUUUUCUCUGUCCGUUACGAACCUUGUUAAUGUGGACACCAAAAAGGAAACCUUGUCUCUGGACGUAUGGGAAGUUAAGGCUUGGACAGAUGAAUAUCUYAAGUGGAAACUCAGCGACUUUGGUGGAGUUGGAAGGACUAUCUUUGCCCCSGAUGAAAUCUGGGUACCCGAUAUUACGCUCUACAACAGCGCUAACRGMCCUGACAGCCUAAAAAACUUACCAAGUAAACACGUGACCAACGUUUACGUGAAAAAAAGCGGUGACUGCCUUUGGUUUACUCCUAAAACGUACACCAGUAACUGUAAGAUGAAUGUUAAGUACUGGCCAAUAGAUGAGCAGGUGUGUACGCUGACCUUUGGAUCGUGGACGUACUUCGAUCACGAGAUGAAGAUCGAGCCGCAUACGUUAAAGAACGACAGUGGUGCAGUUCUACCUUCAAACGGAGAGUGGGAGAUUAAAUCCAUCAGAUACGUCACWGGAAAAACCGACCAUAGCAACUGUUGCGAUGGUAACUACAGCACUAUCAGCUACCACAUCACUAUCGCUCGUAAACCAGCUUAUCUCCUCUUCUACUUGACGCCUCCAUCGGUCAUCCUUGGUAUUCUGACCCUCAUGAGUUUCUUCAUCCCCACCGAGAGUGGAGAACGAAUCGGUUUCGUCACCACGAUCUUGUUGACAAUGAUGGUGUUUCUCCUUCUGAUCCCUGAGUAUCUCCCCGAAACCUCGGACGAGAUUCCUGUUCUUGGAGUUCUGAUGAUAACAUUCCUGAUCCUCAUAGCAGUUGUUCUCGUGGCAACGAUUGUGAUUUUGAAAUGCUAUCACAGUGAAGGUACACCCUCGUCUGUAAUCCRAAUUCUCUUCUGUCAAAAGAAGCAGAAGUGCCCAGCAAGAAAAGUUGGCAUUUCACCAGAGAUUCCGAGAGAAGUAGACAAUGGUAAGGUCAACCAUGGUCAGGAUGAUUCUACCGAGAUGAUUGACAUGGAAGAACCAGUGCGCAUGCCUAGUAAGGAACCAAGAAUGGCCUUCACUGAGGAUUCGAACGAAAAGGAAGAGUUUAAGUGGCAUGAGAUGUCUGAUAGGCUGAACUGGGUACUCUUCGGCGUCAUUCUAGCCCUGUCUGUACUAACGAUGCUGCUGAUCUUUUUUAACCGCUAGUUACACGCCAUCAAGGCGGAAGGCUACUUUGCAGCAUUCGAUUUCGCAUCUAUUCAUAGCUUUGGAGAUUGCAAAGGGUAGACUAGUUUAGAAAAUCUUAAAUGAUUGCAUGAAUUAUUAAAUGGAAGAAACAACUAUAACUGAUUUAAGCUUAGAGAAUGCAUGAAGAUGAAUAACCUUUUUARAGACCUUUAAAUAAAACUGCACGUCGAAGUUCUUGUAGCUAAAGUUGGGCAUGCAAAAAAAUAAAGCUAAUAAAUGACUAUAGCUAGUAAUUCAUAUUUUUUGUAUUCAUAGGYUGUUUGAAGUAAAACAGCGUAUGGUAAAGAUAUAUAAGAUUAAGAAGAAUCGGGCAGGAAACAAGCGAGUUAUGGGCGUUUACUAGUAACUAGUAAUGGUAGACUCGGACGAUAAGCAAUGAUACACUUACGAUUUACCGUAUCCAGCCAGUGCAGCAAAACAUUACGCCGAAGCUAUAGAGGUGUAUCAGUAUCCACGAGUUCGCCAUAGGGCGCGUUUGAUUAUUACACGGUGUUAAACCUGCUUAAAAUAAGAUUCAUCAUUUGUUCUUUAUACUCCGACGCAGCUGGAUA
Messenger RNA from Actinia tenebrosa (Australian red waratah sea anemone), 1947 nucleotides. RefSeq names its product neuronal acetylcholine receptor subunit alpha-7-like. Gene Ontology annotation, molecular function: transmembrane signaling receptor activity; extracellular ligand-gated monoatomic ion channel activity. Gene Ontology annotation, biological process: monoatomic ion transmembrane transport. Gene Ontology annotation, cellular component: membrane. The record is from RefSeq and is a predicted model, not a curated record. Lineage: Eukaryota; Metazoa; Cnidaria; Anthozoa; Actiniaria; Actiniidae.